Molecule: messenger RNA, 2165 nt
Organism: Durotheca rogersii
Lineage: Eukaryota; Fungi; Ascomycota; Sordariomycetes; Xylariales; Xylariaceae
Product: GLE1-domain-containing protein
Exons: 2
Coding region: 380-2014 (544 amino acids)
Biological process (GO): regulation of translational termination; poly(A)+ mRNA export from nucleus; regulation of translational initiation
Cellular component (GO): cytoplasm; nuclear pore cytoplasmic filaments; nuclear pore
Molecular function (GO): phospholipid binding; inositol hexakisphosphate binding; translation initiation factor binding
Source: RefSeq, a predicted model, not a curated record
CCCGCCCGCGUCCGCCUAUCUUCACAUCUACAUGCCUCCCUCCCGCCUGUCCGUCUACUCUCUUCCUCUAUAUCUUUCAUACCUUUCGUUAUCAACUGGGAUGACCGAUCCCUGUCCUUGACCACCCUUGUUCUGCGUCAAGCAGAGUCCGAGUACCGACCUACACCAUUCAUUGUCCGUCGCUUUGGACCGAAUAAAGCACACAUCAUUUCUUCUGUUCCUCGAGGCGCCCCUCGUGGUUGAUUCGACCUAUCCCAAAUUUCUAUUCAUACGGCAGUGUAACUCCGUCGCUACCUACCGUCUCACACAUCGCCUACCGUCUCGCACCACGGCAGAAACUGUACACUCCGCAAUGCCGUAGAAUUGCCCGCUGACUGCAAUGGCUGGUUCUUCGCCCACUACCCGCAAAUCGAAUCAAUGGUCCAGCCCCGACCGCAGUCGUUCGUCGAGCCUGUUCUCCGGGGACCGAAAUACAGAGCUCAGCCACCAAGAUGCCCUCACCGCAGCGCAAGUCGAGCAUGAGCGCGUUCGCGCGGCCGCCAUCAGGGUCUACCACGACCAUGAGUUACAGGAGGAGCAUAGAAGGAUCCUAGCAGAGCAUCAGAGAGUGAUAGAGCGGCAGAGGAAGGAGGAGGAGCGGAUCCGGUCCGAGGAACGGCUGCGAGCAGAACAGGAGCGUCUGAGAGCUCUCAAAGCGAAGAUCGUCCCCAAGCUACCGCCGGAACCGCCUACCCCCGUCACUGAAGCAGCCGGUCCCGCUGUUCCUCGCAUGCAGCCUCAGCCCGUCUCAACUGGACGUUCGCAAACGAUACCUAGCGUAAAGCCUUCUCCCUUCCUUCAGCAACCUCCAGCCUCCCUCAAGGGGGCGCCCGGACAAGCCAACGGCAUUAGCGGCGGCGUCAAACCUCAGCAACCCUCUUCCUCGAAUCCCUUUAGCUCCUUCAAACCCGUGCCCGAGGGGCAACCAUCAAGAACGCCAUCCACCUUCGCACAAGCCCCAAAAACGGCUACCCCUCGGUCGGAUGGAGUGUUCGUUGGGUCCAUUAGGACAGGCCCAGCGAUUACUAACGUUGAUCGAUACAUCGAAAUACACGAAAACCUCAAGAAUCUGCGGGCUUCGCUGGUGCAGCAGUCAAAAGUGUCACCGUUCUUGAAGCAACGCUUGGGAGAUAUGAGACGAGAACUGCGGAAGAACAUGGGCCAGCUAGUGGGCGAGAAGGGUGGAAAUAAGAAACAGGUUGUGACCAUCCAGACGUUGCUCAACGAGUCGCUGAGCGGGGCUGUCCCAAGCGAACCAGUUGACCCUUCGCUCUUCAUCACGGAUAAGCGAGAUCCUGUCGAUGGCGCUGUGCAUAACGAAGCCCAGCUUCCGUCCUUGUUCAUCUACCUCCUAAAUCACUUCGCCAAAGCCGUCAUCAACCAAUUCAUCAGCGAAUGUGGAGCGCAACCCAAGACAGCGGACCCGAUCGGAGUCGUGACUGCUAUGGUAUUCUCCAAUAAAGCGUAUCUGUGGCGCGGUAAGUCAUUGAUCGACAUACUGAUGGCCAAGUUCCGCGUCGUCUGCCCCGUCCUCUUCGGUUACCGUGGUAGCGAGAAGACGGAACAGGGCCGUCUGCGCCUAGGCUGGAAAAGGACCGCAUCGGGAUGGGCCCCCGAGCAGCAGCACGCCGACCGGAUGAAGGGCCUAGGCGUGGGCUACGCCGCGAUCACGCUGAGGGAUUUCUCGAAAUCCCCCAACACGAACCCGUGGCCGCCGUCGAAGUACUGGGCCUGCCUGGCGCGAAUAGUGAACACCCCCCCGGCCGAGAUCUCGAACACGCAGUGCAUCGUUCUCCGCGCCAUGAUCGAGAUCUACGAGGAGAGAUUCAUCCACUUCUACGGGAGCGCGGCUAUAGCCGCGCUGAGGAAGGCGCUGGUGGAGUUCCCCAGCAAGGCCGAGAUCAAGACCCCGGGCGUCUCCGGCCUGCAGGUGCUGGCGCAGAUAUUGAAGCGGGAUUUGGGACUGGAAUUAUAGAUGACGAUCUGUAUAAUAAGUGAAGAUUCUCGGUCACGAUUAUUCGGUCACGGUGCGAAACGAAUCUGGGACCUGGUAUAGAAAGAGGAAGAGGGUGGGAGCAUGAGAAGGGGUUUCCUCUCUCCUUUAAAAAAACAACCCUCCCUGUUUU